AUGCAUAACUCCUGUCACGAAAGUGACAAUGACUCUUUCUGGCCUCGGGCUUACAGUAAAGACUCCGAGAUCCCAUUUACCCCGGAUGGGAAUUCACCACUAAUUGAUACAAACGUUGAAAGGGUCAAAGGAACCCUCGGUCGUUUCAAUGGCCUCAGAUGCGUUCGAAAAACAAUCAUUGAUCACCAAGCCGAGGUUGGGCCCUCACAACUUGCGAAAAAACGCAAAUUAGCGCAAGAAGCAAAAAUCCUCCAUUUUGCCAAACAUCACCAUGUCGUCGAGCUGGUUCACACGUAUUUCGUGGAGGAAAAGGCUGAUCGGAUUAUAUUUUCUGUCGUGAUGGAGCGUGCCGACGCCAAUCUGGAUGACUUUCUCAAGCCUGGGAGCCAACCAAGACUUCAAUGGUUUGGCUGCCUUAUUAAUGUGAUAUGCCACAUACACGGCUCUGGUAUACGUCACCGAGAUAUCAAGCCCUCAAAUAUUUUGCUAAAAGGCGACAAGGUUCUUCUUGCUGACUUUGGUCUGUCUCUAAUGGGGUUAGGUAAGACUAUACCAACCACUUAUCAAAACCGGCGCCCUGGAAGAACGAAGGAAUACUGUGCUCCGGAAGUUGAGAACGGGAGUACGCGUGGCCGAUCUGCAGACAUCUUCUCUCUAGGAGCUGUCUUUCUUGAAAUGCUUCUAUCUCAAGCUCAGCCCGCAAGCCUGAAAAAGCUCCAGGUGAUCUUGAAGUCAUCUUCUGAGGAGGGAUCAUCAUACGCCAAGCAUAUUGAUCAAGUCCACAAGUGGAUGAUGGAGAGCCUUCAGUUGACAGGCUGGCAGAACGAUAUUGUGUCGCUCUGUCAAAGAAUGCUUGAUCCAGACCGAGCCAAGCGUCCUAAAGCUGGGCAUAUCUCUUCAGAAUUAUCGAAGCUUCUGGUUUCGGACGAACCUGUUCAUUGCACGUGUACUGCAGACUUGGUCCUUACUGAAGACGACAAGCUAGUCAAAGCUUGCAAAGCGCGUUCUGAGGACGAGGUUAAACGCGCACUGAAGCAAGGAGCCGACCCGAACACCUUGAAUACAAUCCAUUACGCAGCGGAGAACGGUUCCGUGAAUAUCGUGGGCUUGCUCCUGGAACAUGGGGUAGAUGUCGACACUCCGAAUCCGACUGGUCAAACGGCAUUGCAAUGUGCUGCCCGAAACGGGUCCGAGGACGUGGUCAAGUUUCUACUACAGAAGGGAGCUGAUGUCAACGCUAGAGAUGAGAAUGAUCACACUGCACUUCAUGGAGCUGCGGGACAAGACAACAGCGAUAUAGUCAAGAUGCUACUUGACGCCGGGGCCGAUCUUGAUGCCGAAGACCUCGAUGGAAACGUUGCAAUAGACUUUGCAGAGAGAAGAAAGCUGGAGGAAAUAAUUGAUAUACUAGAAAACCAUCAGAUAGACGACGCAUAA
Fusarium mangiferae is the source of this 1437-nucleotide messenger RNA. RefSeq lists its product as uncharacterized. Lineage: Eukaryota; Fungi; Ascomycota; Sordariomycetes; Hypocreales; Nectriaceae. Bases 1 to 1437 code for a protein of 478 amino acids. Gene Ontology annotation, molecular function: protein kinase activity; ATP binding; protein binding. The transcript has a single exon. Gene Ontology annotation, biological process: protein phosphorylation. The record is from RefSeq and is a predicted model, not a curated record.